Messenger RNA from Cygnus olor (mute swan), 2213 nucleotides. RefSeq names its product tubulointerstitial nephritis antigen (gene TINAG). Gene Ontology annotation, cellular component: lysosome. Bases 107 to 1510 code for a protein of 467 amino acids. NCBI's taxonomy places the organism in Eukaryota, Metazoa, Chordata, Aves, Anseriformes, Anatidae. Gene Ontology annotation, molecular function: cysteine-type peptidase activity. Gene Ontology annotation, biological process: proteolysis. The transcript is spliced from 11 exons. The record is from RefSeq and is a predicted model, not a curated record.
AUUUGUUUCUGAAUAGUAAGUGGAGGUAUUCCAUCUGCAGUAAAUGGAUAUUUGCUGAUAAAGUCAAGCACAGAGAGACUUAAAAAAGGUGUCUAGAGGUGGAAGAAUGUGGCUCAAAAGUCAGAUCUUGCUCUUAUAUUGCAUUGCAAGUGAAGUUUGGAUGGCAAAGCAGCUUGACUCUAGAAGAAAUUUGCCCCAGGGACUUUACUCUGUUGAAGAUGGUGGUUCUUCAGGGUGGGACAGGCUGAAAAGGAGUCUGUAUCAAGGAAAGUCCUGCAGGAUACGAGGCUGCUGCACAGGAAGAAACGAUGACUGCAGCUUUAACAUUGCCUCCAGAGCAGCUAUAUGUUACUGUGACCAGUUCUGUGCCACAGGUCCUCCUGGCCCUGUGGACUGUUGUGCUGACUACUGGGAUGUCUGUGACAACACUGUUGAGCCCACCAGGUCAGAUGAGCCUUGGCCACCUCCAACAUCAGGUUGUUAUAAAGAUGGCCGAUAUUAUGGAGAAGGAACAAUAAUUAAAGACAACUGCAAUUCAUGCAAAUGCUUCCAAAGUAACUGGAAAUGUUCAAAUGAAGUAUGUCUUGUUCGCCCAGACUUGAUUCAGAACAUCAAUUCUGGAGAUUAUGGAUGGAAAGCUGACAACUAUAGUCAAUUCUGGGGAAUGACACUGGAAGAAGGCUUCAAAAAGCGGCUGGGCACAUUACCUCCAUCUCAUUCUUUGCUGAAUAUGAAAGAAACUCCAGGAAGUUCACCUCCGGAAGGAAAAUUUCCUGAGUUUUUUGCAGCCACUUAUGCAUGGCCCGAGUGGAUUCAUGAUCCUUUGGAUCAACGAAAUUGUGGAGCAUCCUGGGCUUUUUCAACUGCAAGUGUUGCAGCAGAUAGAAUAGCAAUUCAUUCUGAUGGUCAGAUCACAGACAACCUUUCUGUUCAGAACUUGAUUUCUUGUGAUACCAAGAAUCAGCAUGGAUGUAAUGGUGGAAGUAUUGAUGGUGCUUGGAGAUAUCUGAAAACACAUGGGGUUGUAUCUUAUGCUUGUUAUCCAUCAUUUUGGAAGCAUCACUUGGAUCCACCAGGUGAAAAUCACUGUUAUGUGUCAAGCGAAUAUGGACAAAACUAUACAAAUGGGCCAUGCCCCAAUGAUUUAGAAGAAUCCAAUCGGCUAUACCGCUGUGGCUCUCACUACAGGGUCUCCUCAAAAGAAACCGAUAUAAUGGAAGAAAUCAUGGACAAAGGACCAGUGCAAGCUAUAAUGAAAGUGUAUGAAGAUUUUUUCCUUUACAAAGAAGGGAUCUACAGACACUCCUACAAAGCAGGUUCCAAAUGGAAAACGCAUUCAGUCAAACUCCUUGGGUGGGGUUCAUUACCUGACAAAAAUGGACAGAAACAGAAAUUCUGGAUUGCUGCAAAUUCCUGGGGAAAAUCUUGGGGAGAAAAUGGCUAUUUUAGGAUUCUACGUGGACAAAAUGAGUGUGAUAUUGAGAAGCUGAUUUUAACUACUUUGGGAUAGCCAUAGUCUUCUACCCUAAAGCAUUAUACUAUAUGCUGCUUUAUGUAUCUAUUCUUUUCAUUGUUGCAUAUAGAGUCUUUCUAGAGAAAUAAAAAAUUCUUCUCUGUAAAUUAUCUUGCUUUCUAUUAUGGGUUGUUAGGGCUUCCUGACUUGAACACACUGCAGCUAUCAUAACACUGUUACAAUCUCACCUUGCACAAAGACUCCUCUAUACAAAUAACAAACUGUCUCCAAGACUACUGAAAACCUUGGUGUCUCACAGAGCAGGAAGUUCCCUCACCUGUUAUUUACAUCUCACCACUAUAUUGUUAUAUUAAUAAUGGCUGAUUCAACAGUGCUUGAAAAAUGGGGCUACAUUGUUAGUAUUAAUCUCUUUAUGUUGCAUACUGUGGUCACAAAUCCUUUUAGAAAUAUGAUGUUCUCUUCCACACAGAAUUGCCUCAGAUAGCUCAUGGUCAUGGUAGAUUAAAAAAAAAAAAAAUCACUAGAAUUCUCAUCCUGUUAGAGGACAAAUGUUGCUUAUCCUAGAUUACAUUAAUUGUAUGUAUGUAUUAUUUUCUCUUCCUGGAAAGUAAUGUUUUACUAGCAGAUUCCAUAAAGUUGAUGUAUUUAGAGUAAUAUAAAAAUAGCUUGUGAUGAAACAGUAUAUUCCCAUUACCACAACCACAAUUAAAGAUGUACAUUUUAGUAGUUUAAUUGAAUG